AUGGAUUUCUCGAAUCUUGACGACUGGGUUCCGGAAUGUCUUUUUCAAGACUGGAAGAAGCUCCAUGGUGAUGCAGAUCUUGAAAAGACACGCAAGGAGUUGGAGACAGCAGUACCAGAGCUUCACAAAAAACUUGAUGAGGGCAUGGACUGUGACAAAAUACCCAUUGAGCUGCGCAAAAAAGUUUCAAACAAGCAAUUUUUGAGAUCACAUCUUUGCAUGUUCAUUCAUCUGUCUCUCAUGAUAGGCCGAGGUGUCGACCCAGCUCGGCUUUUCAAGUAUAUGUAUGACCAAUGCAGCGAAGAAGACAAAUCCACGUUACUGGUGAUCGAACGUAUUGAGCUGGCGGAAUGUCAGGAGCUCAACGGGGAGCAUAUGAUUCGCCUUCAGUGCAAGCAUCGUGGAUCUAGUAUCAAGACCACUGGCCCACUUGAAAUCCUCAGUCGACUUGUUUAA
This is a messenger RNA of Penicillium chermesinum, 456 nucleotides long. RefSeq lists its product as uncharacterized. The transcript is spliced from 2 exons. Lineage: Eukaryota; Fungi; Ascomycota; Eurotiomycetes; Eurotiales; Aspergillaceae. The coding region runs from base 1 to 456 and encodes 151 amino acids. The record is from RefSeq and is a predicted model, not a curated record.